AUGAACAGCCAUCGUCUCACAUCGUACCGUUACCAAGAAGCUAAUCCUUGCGUACCGCUCACCAAGAUGAGUCUCGGGGGUAUCGUUAGUCAGCAAAAUCCUUCAGUCAGGUCGAAGAAAACAGUCGAUACUGGUUACGCCAUUCCUCCUUUCCGAUUACUUGAGGAGGAAGAAAUACCACGUAUCAAGCGCUUCCCUCCAGAUAAUAGAUAUGACUAG
Lentinula edodes (shiitake mushroom) is the source of this 219-nucleotide messenger RNA. RefSeq lists its product as uncharacterized. Lineage: Eukaryota; Fungi; Basidiomycota; Agaricomycetes; Agaricales; Omphalotaceae. The coding region runs from base 1 to 219 and encodes 72 amino acids. The record is from RefSeq and is a predicted model, not a curated record. The transcript is spliced from 2 exons.